Molecule: messenger RNA, 1995 nt
Organism: Brienomyrus brachyistius
Lineage: Eukaryota; Metazoa; Chordata; Actinopteri; Osteoglossiformes; Mormyridae
Exons: 7
Coding region: 96-1121 (341 amino acids)
Biological process (GO): response to bacterium
Source: RefSeq, a predicted model, not a curated record
AACUUGCAAGAUCUAGACCAGGGGUCACCAACCUUUUUAAAACGGAGAGCUACUUCACAGCAGAGCAGUUUAUUCUAAACAGUGGAACCACAAAGAUGUUCAGACUCUUUGGUCUUCUCAUUUUCAUUAACACUGCACUGACUACAGAUGUUGUUCAGCCCAGUCACCUGACGAGGGUUCAGCUUGGAGACAGUGUGACCCUGACAUGCUUCUGUCAAGGAGAAAUAACGUUUGUUACUUGGUUUAAGCAAGCUGCUGGUCGGAAGCCCCAGCCCAUGGCGAAAGCAUUUCGCUACGUACCUGGUGAAUUUUACAAGGAAUAUAAAAGCAUAAAACGUUACUCCUUACUGAAUGCAGAGGGGAGUUUUAACCUCACUAUUUCUAACGUGGAGCCGUCAGAUUCUGCAGUGUAUUAUUGUGCUGCUGUGUUUCUUCAUGAGGUCACCUUUGGGAAUGGAACCUUUGUCAUAACCACAGGUAAAGACUCCAACAGCAGGACUGUGGUACAGCAGCCUGUGUCUGACACAUUGCAGCCAGGAGACUCUGUGAGCCUGCAGUGUACGAUAGAGACUGGGAGCUGUGCAGGAGAACACAGUGUUUACUGGUUCAGACAUGGAUCAGGAGAAUCCCUUCCUGGAGUCAUUUACAGCCACGGAAACAGCAGUGAUGAGUGUGAGAAGAGCCCUGAGGCUGAAUCUCCUACACGGAGCUGCGUCUACGGCCUCCCCAAGGGGAACCUCAGCCUCUCCGAUGCUGGGACUUACUACUGCGCCAUGGCCAUGUGUGGGGAGAUGCUGUUUGGGAACGGCACACAGCCGGAUAUAGAUGGCUUUCAGAAGCUGCUGGAUCCUCUUCACUCUGGCUUGCUGAUAGUUUUAUCUUGCAGCAUUAUUCUGAACGUUGCUCUCAUUUGUAUAAGAUGUAAACUGAUCUGUACACACUGUGCAGAUGAAAAGAACAGUGAUAUAUCAAAAGUGGAAUGGUCACGCAAGCAAUGCCAUGACGAGGACACACUGAAUUACGCUGCCCUGAACCUUAAGAAGCCAAAACCCAGGAGACAGAAGAAAGAUGGGAAUAAUGACACUCUGUAUUCUGACCUCCGGUACAGAGAUUAUGAAUAAAGAUGCUUCUCAUUCAUGUCAGUCACACAGAGUGUUCAGGGUGUAGCUUUAAUAAUGUUCAGAAGGAGGGCAGGGGAGCCAGUGCUUCUGAGACUGAAUCACAGGAUUUUACGGAGUUUGGUGUCAGUGUGUUUGGGGCGCAUUUUUACUGGAAGUGCAAAUGUUCAAGCCAGACUGGGGGCUGAGGGAGGGGGAGAGGGGAGCCACAGAGAUUAUUUCUUCAUGGCAUGGGGGGGAAUAAGCGGCUUUAAUGUUGUGGAAAGGCUGAGUUGCUGCAAUCAGUUCUUUGAUGUGACACAUGCUUACUUGUCUCCCUUGUGUACCAUGCUGAAUGGUUUGGGGCAAACGCACAGGGACUGAUCGAUUAUAUUAAACAGAUGAAAGAAACUGAAUGAAAAUUUCAAGUGUUCUUAAAUUACGUUUUUCAUUUAAUGUUUUGUACUGUAUGUAUUUUUGAGUAUAUACAUGUACCUGUAUAUGUACCUGUAUAUAUACCUGUGUCGUUAAUAACGAUGUGGAUAAUUAAGAAAGAGGAGUUUUGUUUCUUGCUCCCUGUCCUGUUACUUGGCUCACAAACAUACACACACAUAGACACACUCACAAACACACACACACACACAUACACACACAUAGACACACACACAAACACAGACACAGAAACACACACAUGCACACACACACGAACACAUACACACACACACAAACAUACACACACAGACACACAAACACACAUGCACACACAUACACACACACACAAACAUACACACACAGACACACACAUGCACACACACUCACACACACACUGCUACGGCUCUGUAAGAACACUACCAUGCUCUUUUGUGUGAGUGGGGUGGGGGGUGUUAAAUAAGAUGAA